Molecule: messenger RNA, 1082 nt
Organism: Pseudoliparis swirei
Lineage: Eukaryota; Metazoa; Chordata; Actinopteri; Perciformes; Liparidae
Gene: myod1
Product: myogenic differentiation 1
Exons: 3
Coding region: 117-1025 (302 amino acids)
Biological process (GO): muscle organ development; regulation of transcription by RNA polymerase II; positive regulation of myoblast differentiation
Molecular function (GO): DNA-binding transcription factor activity, RNA polymerase II-specific; RNA polymerase II cis-regulatory region sequence-specific DNA binding; protein dimerization activity
Source: RefSeq, a predicted model, not a curated record
AGGACUCCCCAGUCCGGAACCACAACACUGACAGCUCCUCCUCCUCCUCCUCUUCCUCUCCUGUCUCCUCUCGCUGGAUUGUUCUUCUUCGGUGGUGCGUUCAGGGCCCCGGAACCAUGGAGCUGUCGGAUAUCUCGUUCCCCAUCCCGGCCGCGGAUGACUUCUACGACGACCCGUGCUUCAACACCAGCGACAUGCACUUCUUCGAGGACCUGGACCCGCGGCUGGUCCACGUGGGCCUCCUCAAGCCGGACUCCUCCUCCUCCCCUUGCUCCUCGCCCUCCCCUUCCUCCACCUCCUCCUCCUCCUCGUCCUCCCUGGCGCGCCACAACCACCAGGACCAGGACGAGCAGCACGUGCGCGCGCCCAGCGGGCACCACCAGGCGGGCCGCUGCCUGCUGUGGGCCUGCAAGGCCUGCAAGAGGAAGACCACCAACGCGGACCGGCGCAAGGCGGCCACGCAGCGCGAGCGCCGGCGGCUCGGCAAGGUGAACGACGCGUUCGAGUCCCUGAAGCGGUGCACGUCGGCCAACCCCAACCAACGGCUGCCGAAGGUGGAGAUUCUGCGCAACGCCAUCAGCUACAUCGAGUCCCUGCAGGCGCUGCUGCGCGGCGGCGGCGGCGGGGGGCCGGACGACGGCGGCUUCUACCCGGCGCUGGAGCACUACAGCGGGGACUCGGACGCCUCCAGCCCGCGGUCCAACUGCUCCGACGGCAUGACGGAUUUCAACUCGACCUGCCAAUCAAACCGGAGAGGAAGUUAUGACAGCUCGUACUUCUCCGAGACGCCACGCGGUGUGAAGAGCAGCCGCAGCUCGGUGGUCUCCAGCCUGGACUGCCUGUCCAGCAUCGUGGAGCGGAUCUCCACAGACCACCACGGCCUGCUGCCGCCUCCUCCUCCUCCUCCUCCUCCUCCUCUUCUGCUCCCCUCCGCCGGCCCCGGGGUCUCGCCGCCGGCCCCCGUUGUCGAGGCCCCCCCACCGCCCGCCAGCCAGGACCCCAACCUGAUCUACCAGGUUCUUUAGAGACCUCCACCAGGUCCUUUUAGAGACAUCCACCAGGUCGUCUAGAGACCUCCACCA